AUGUUUGCUCUUUUGCGCUCAAAUUCGUUCGGCACUAUUGUGAAAACAGUUCGCCGGUGCCUCCGGCCGCAGCUCCGUUCUUACGUCUCGCCGGCGCUAAAUCAAAUGUUGCAGCUUCAACAAACGGAGAUAUGUGCCGACCCGCCCUCGCGCGGACUAGUGUUGGGUGUGUACGCCGACGAGGAGGACAAAAAUGAUACGGGUAUUCUGACACCGGCUGCCUGGCGCUACAACGUCCAAAAGACGGCCGGCCGUAUGUUGGAGGUGUUGCGCAUGUCGGGGCCCAUGCCGAUGCGUGGCGAAGCACGAAUUCUGUUCGCCGUCGAGCCAGAGAAAAUACCCUACUACUCGGCUGUGGCUGUAGUCGGACUAGGUAAGGAAUGUUUGGGGUAUAAUUCCUAUGAGGUGCUCGAUGAGCAAAAGGAGGCGAUACGAAGGUCUGUGGCAAAGGCGUGCAUGGAGUUGGCUUAUCUCGACACCGAUCGCAUUGAAGUUGAAAAUUGUGGCCACGCUGAGUCAGCCGCAGAGGGUGCUGCACUUGGUAUAUGGGCGUAUCAAGAAUUGAAGGAGUCUAAGCGCCGUAUUGCCAUUCCUUCCAUUGACCUGUACACGCACAAGGAUGAGAUAUGCGACAUUGAAGGUUGGCGUAUUGGGCUGCAAAAGGCGGCCGCUCAAAAUUUAACGCGCCAGUUACAGGAAAUGCCCUCGAACUUGCUGACGCCCACAGCAUUUGCACAAACCGUUGUCGAGGUUCUAUGUAAGUCGGGUGUGAAUGUGGAGGUGAAGGUUGAGGGCUGGGCAGAGUCGCAAUCAAUGCAUGCAUUUUUGUCGGUGGGCAAGGCCUCUUGUGAGCCGCCGAUAUUUUUGGAGCUGAGCUACUAUGGUACUUCAGCUGAAGAGCGACCAAUCGUACUGGUGGGACAAGGUAUUACCUACGAUUGUGGUGGACUUUGCUUGAAGCAGAUGCAGGAAUUAUACCAUAUGCGAGGCGACAUGACAGGAGCGGCGGUGGUAGUAGCUGCCUGUAGGGCCAUUGCCGGAUUGCGUUUACCGGUGAAUAUUCGGGGUUUGAUUCCGUUGUGCGAAAAUGUUAUUGGCUGCAACUCCUUCCGACCCGGCGACUGCACAAAAGCCAUGAAUGGAAAGGUUAUCGAAAUUCAGGGUACAGAUCACGAGGAUGUGCUGGUGCUGGCCGAUGCGCUUCUGUACGCCCAAAAUUUCUGCCCCAAAUUCAUCGUGGACAUAGGCACACCCUCGGGGCAGAUGCGACAAGCUCUGGAUGAGGCUGCGUGCGGCAUUUUCACUAACUCGGAAAUUCUUUGGCAGCAGAUCAAACACGCCAGCAUGCACACCGGUGACCGGGUAUGGCGCCUGCCAUUGUGGAACUACUACACCAAACUAGUGACGAACAGUAAUGCCACCGAUGUGCAAAACUACGGAAUCGGACGCGGGGGUCGUCCGUGCAAGGCGGCCGCGUUUUUGCGAGAAUUUGUCCCUUGUGGACAAUGGAUGCAUAUUGACGCUACUAACGUUAUGGUGACCGACGGUGAGGCCUUCGAAUACAUUCGCAAAGGCAUGGCCGGGCGACCAACUCGCACUUUGAUUGAGUUUAUUGCUCAAACCAUAUGUAAGGAUACAGCCCCAAAAUUGAAUCCCAAGAAGUAGACGAAGAUGACACGAUGACUAAGGCGACGAAGACGAGCUGAGUAAGGACUGGGCGAUGUUUGAGUUUUUUUUCCAAAAAUUUAUUUGUGAUCGUACUGUUUUUCUAUUAACAAAUGCAAAUUUUUUGUUUAAUA
Rhagoletis pomonella (apple maggot) is the source of this 1799-nucleotide messenger RNA. RefSeq names its product cytosol aminopeptidase-like. The record is from RefSeq and is a predicted model, not a curated record. The transcript has 3 exons. The coding region runs from base 1 to 1665 and encodes 554 amino acids. Gene Ontology annotation, biological process: proteolysis. Gene Ontology annotation, cellular component: cytoplasm. Gene Ontology annotation, molecular function: manganese ion binding; metalloaminopeptidase activity. NCBI's taxonomy places the organism in Eukaryota, Metazoa, Arthropoda, Insecta, Diptera, Tephritidae.